Molecule: messenger RNA, 1146 nt
Organism: Trypanosoma grayi
Lineage: Eukaryota; Euglenozoa; Kinetoplastea; Trypanosomatida; Trypanosomatidae
Exons: 1
Coding region: 1-1146 (381 amino acids)
Source: RefSeq, a predicted model, not a curated record
AUGACACGACGGGGCAUGGCAGGUGACGCCGAUGAGGCGCCGGCCUCCGCGCCGCCACGUGCGGUGCACAACGAGUACCAUCUGGAGGACAUCGACUUUGCCCUUAUUGAGGGUAGGACAAUCCAGCUCGACAACAUCUGCUUCCGAAACUCCGACUUCGUGGGCUCGAUGCAGCUGCGCUGGAUCACCACUGGUGGACCGCCACAGCAGCAGAACCACGGCGUCAGCGCGGAUGGCGAGGAUCCUAUUAUGGCGGCCUGUCCAUACGGCUACGGUGUGUGUCUGCUGUAUCUCCCGCCCCGGACUGCACGUGAGCAGGAGCGCUGGAGGUGCCCGUCUGUAACAGCUGGUGAACAGACGCUGCUGCAGCUCUCGCGCGACAUUCUCGGUAGCAUGGAAACAAGCUUCAACUGCUUCCAGUGGCUCCUCUCCCCACCGGUAGAGUCGUAUGAGAUCCCUGGGCUGAUUCACUUUGUUGCCGUUGACCGUCGCACGAACAGUGGCAUUGUGGCGAGCUUUCAUCGCAUGAUGCACCAAAAGCCGCGUCACGUGCAGGAGGCCGUGGCGUCGCUAAAGCGGCUCGUCGCGCUGAACAUCAGCCGCGCGCACACGCUGCUCCACGCGGGGUACUCGGAGGGGCUNUGGGGGCACUUCGGCAUGCAGUUCUUCUACUGCGUGUGCGCUGUAGAUGAGACCGCGGCGCUGACCUCUCCGCCGCCACCGAGCACGGCGCCAGCCUCACAUGAACCGCCGAGAAGGUCAUUCUUUUCAUUCGGUGGCGAGGGGCUACUUUCGCCGCCGUCGUCAGCACCGUCGAAGGCAGCGGCGGCAGCAGACGCAGCAACAGCAGCAGCUGCCGCAUCAUCAUCGCAACCAGCUGAGGAAUCGUCCACAUCAACGGUGGAUACUGCGGAUUCUCUGUUUGGCUCGCUCGACGCGCGGCUGAAGCUGCCGUCAGCCACGCUGCCACACUUGGUGCUGCGCCCCAUGCUGCUGCCCGACUUCACGUGUAAUGAACCCGAGGGGCAUCGCGUUGUGGAGGUGUACGCGGUGUUUGUGGGCACCAUGUCGCCGGCAGAGGUCUGCAAGGGGGUGGAGAAAUUGCUCCGCAGUCGUGUGCUUCCGCCACGUGGGGGCACUUAUUGA